AUGUCUUGGAAGGCAUCUUUGCCUGCCAGACAAUAUGUUGUUUCCGGUUGCAGAGCUUCUGGUUCCCGCCAGUUAAACUCACACGGUCGAGCUUCCCUCCGACAAAUCAGGUACCGCGCGUCGGUGCGCGGAUACUCCACGGAACCUUCCCAAGCUCCAGCAAAGAGAAGUGUCCAAUUGGGAGUUGCUGCAGCAGUUGCCAUCUCGAUCGGCCUGGGUCUCGUAGUCUAUCGACGGCCCGCAAAGCCUGUCCACCUCGACUCCAAGAAGGAAUACCCGGCACACCUCCGGAACAUCGUGGAUGCUGCGGAACCUGUUGGAAAGUCCCUAAAUCUAUCUGACCUUCCUGUCGAGAAAGCGCAACUCACCAGCGCCCCCAAUGUGCCCCCGCCCAUUACUCGAGACCACCCCGUCCUCCUCAAGGUGCCCUUGACAACCACUACGAAGAUAAAGCAACUCACCAGCACCUACAAGUAUGAGCAGUGGACUUUUAACAACCAAGUGCCGGCGCCGUUUAUCCGGGCGCGCGUUGGGGACGUCAUUGAGCUGUCCCUGACAAACAAGGAUGUGACAGGCAACCCUCACAAUAUCGACUGUCAUGCAUUUACGGGUCCUGGCGGGGGAGCCUCGCUGACAACUGCCGAAGAGAAUCAAAACAAGACCGGUAGAUUCAAGCUUCUAUACCCUGGGCUAUUUAUCUACCACUGUGCGGCAGCCCCAGUGCCCGUUCACAUCGCCAACGGGAUGUACGGUCUCAUUUACGUACAGCCAGAAGAAGACCCCCUCCCCAAGGUUGACAAGGAAUACUACGUGAUGCAGAGCGAGUUCUACCACGAACCGCCCGAGAUUGAGGAGAAUGGCAAGCGCUCCUCUCUUGUCGAAUUUUCAUACCCCAACGCCCUCCGCGAAGACCCGGAUGUGGUUGUCUUCAACGGCAGCGAGACUGCUCUCACCAUGGACCAUCCCCUCAAAGCCACCGCGGGCGAAACCAUCCGUGUUUUCUUUGGCAACGCUGGACCGAACUUGACCAGCUCGCCACAUAUCAUCGGGAGCACCUUCCAUAACCUCUACCGCGACGGUGACAUCCUCAGCCCUCCAGCCCGCAAUGUGCAGACGACCACAGUGCCUCCCGGCGGUGCGACAAUUUUUGACAUGAAAGCGGUUGUACCAGGGACGUACACACUGGUGGACCAUGCCAUCUUCCGACUCGAUAAAGGCGCUGUCGGAUUCAUAAAUGUGACGGGCAAUCCGAGGCCGGACGUAUACCAGAGCAACGAGCAUGCGGAGCCGUGCGUUGGGUGUAAACUGCAUCCAUGA
Messenger RNA from Histoplasma capsulatum G186AR, 1317 nucleotides. RefSeq names its product nitrite reductase. Gene Ontology annotation, molecular function: copper ion binding; nitrite reductase (NO-forming) activity. The transcript has a single exon. The record is from RefSeq and is a predicted model, not a curated record. NCBI's taxonomy places the organism in Eukaryota, Fungi, Ascomycota, Eurotiomycetes, Onygenales, Ajellomycetaceae. Bases 1 to 1317 code for a protein of 438 amino acids.